ACGCAGCCGCGGCUCCCUCUCCGCCGCCGUCUCUCCGCUCCCGCCCCCGCCCCCGCCCCCGCCUUGCUCCCUCUCCGCCUUCUCCCUGGCCACCGCGCCCUCCACCCCCGACGCGGCUCACCCACGACCGUCGCUCCCCCCUCACCCACCAUGGCAGCCGCCUCGUCGGGAGAAGCUCCAGGUCGGCGUGGCGGCGCGCCACCGAGCCACCCCCACACGCCUGCAGCCUGCAGCCUGAAGCUAGCAGAGGGAGCCUCGCGUCCAGCCACAACGACCGCCUGGUUUGCUGCUCUUCAUCCUUGGCUGCACGGAGAGGUACGGUCAGCUUCUGUGCCAAACUCCUCCGUCCGCGCUCUCUCCAGAACAAGGUCAACCUCCUCCUCUAUGACCUCCAUCAGCAAAGGAUGCGUUGAGCGACAGGCGACGAGCAAAAAAAGAGGUGAAGCAGUAGCGACAGUAGCUGUUGGAAUUCUAUUCAGUAAUGCCCAGGCUUGUCCUAGUGUUAGUUUUCAGAAAGUUCAGACUUUCAUUGUUCCUUUCUCUGAAGAAAGUUAGCAUUGUUUGUUAAUCAUUGAGAUAGUAUCCUCUGUUUUCGUUUGGCUAGCUGGACAGGUAUAAAUUUGAGAUACAUCUGACCUUCUAAUGCUUGUCUUUUUGACCAAUUUUUGGCAGAAAUUAACGAAACGUAAAGAGCUAUAAUAGUGACAGAAAAUGUAAUAUACACAUGUAACAUUUUCACCCUCUCCAUGCAAAGAUUUGAGAUAAACCAAACCCAUCCCGUCCUGUCCCAUAAACCAAACGCUGAGAUAGAGUCAUUCCGUUCCACCCAAUUCCCUCGACCAAACGCCGGAAUGGAAUGGAAUGGAAUAGAACCAUGACAUUCCAUUCUACUUUCGUCCCGAACCCUGUGCUGCUUUGUGGGCGAGUAUGUUCUUCAAUUGCAGACUCUAGUGUAGUUUAUUUUGAGCAUUGACAUGCUUUCAUGAUUUUUCUGUAUUCAGAUACCAUGCUCUUCUUUAGAUUCGGCAGUCUCCUCUUGCAGGUGAUAAGCUCACAACAUUGUUCCACUGAAAGACCUCAUAAAGAACCUGUUCCUGUUCCUGCCGUGAUUGUCGACCUCAUAAAGAAGAAGCAGUGAUUGUCAAUCUCAUAAACAAGAAGCGUGCAGAGACAGUUUUGAAUGAAGAUGGCUACCUUGAUAUUCAAUGCAGAGUUUUGAGGGAGAACAACUCAGAAGGUAGUAAAUUGGCGCUGUACAAGGUGGCUGCUAUUUUCCAUGAUGAUGAUGAUGCUCAGCUACUACAGCAAGCACUCGCUAUGUCAAUGCAUGAGGGAGCUUCAGGAGCUGCAGCUGUGGUUGAUGCUGCUAUGGCAGAAGCUGCUGCAGAUGACCAGGAUUUGGCAUUGGCUCUUCAAAUGUCUGUCCAGGACACACAGGGGUCAAUCUGAUAUGAGCAAAGUGUUUGAAGACAGAUCAUUUGUGACAUCCAUCCUUAAUACGCUUCCCGGUGUUGACCCCAAUGACCCAUCUGUGAAAGAUCUACUGGCAUACUUUGCGUGGCCAAGGAGAGUGAGGAAAUGGUGCCUCCACCUCUGUCUACAUCUCCAAAUCCCGCUGUGCUCAAGUCUAGGAGAGAGGCUGAUGAGCCCUAUCUCUGUCCCGUUGAUGUGUGAGGCGCCUUCCGUCCUACAGGCAUGAUGAUGUUCUUCAUAUGUUCUGUCUAGUUGGUUUUGCGUGGCUGGUCAAGUAUGCAGACCUUGUUUUGAUCGUUGUAACAUUUGUUCAACUAGUAUGACAUGCACUUCUGCUCUGUAGUGGCAUUGAGUGAGGUUUUAGAGGGUUUCUUUUCUCUUUUCUACUGAAUUAUGUAUCGAACCUCAUGUUUUUUAUCUAAAAGGUAUAUUCUCUGCUCCAA
Hordeum vulgare subsp. vulgare (domesticated barley) is the source of this 1916-nucleotide messenger RNA. RefSeq lists its product as uncharacterized. The transcript is spliced from 5 exons. The coding region runs from base 1277 to 1699 and encodes 140 amino acids. NCBI's taxonomy places the organism in Eukaryota, Viridiplantae, Streptophyta, Magnoliopsida, Poales, Poaceae. The record is from RefSeq and is a predicted model, not a curated record.